This is a messenger RNA of Diversispora eburnea, 1479 nucleotides long. NCBI's taxonomy places the organism in Eukaryota, Fungi, Glomeromycota, Glomeromycetes, Diversisporales, Diversisporaceae. The record is from the annotation of a GenBank genome assembly.
AUGGAAAACUUUUUAUUGACUUUUACACCUAUUUCAACAAUUACUGUUGCCACUGCUUUGUAUAAGCAUGCCGAUUCGGGUAGUUGGAGUGGAGAUCGUGAGCAAGAAGUACAAAGAUUCGUAGAAAUAUUAGAAAAUAUAAAAAAUAUGUUAAAGCGGAUCCCAAGAGAAGAAGGCCGUUUAAGAAAACUUCAAAGCUUUGGAACUGGUGAAAGUUUGAGACAACGAGUCUCGACCGCAAUUGACGAUAUGUAUUCUCUCGUGGAGUUGAAUGUUCUGGUAAUUUUUACGAAUAAUCUUAAUAUAGUUUAUGAGUCAACAUUAAUACAGUAUAUGCUUUUUUUUAAGCAAAUUGAUGCAAUAGGUUGGCGGGAGGAUGCAAAUGCAAAUAUUAAUUCGCUGAAACGUGAAGUUAUAAAGCGUACAAAAGAAACUUCGGGCUAUGAAAAGCAAAUGUGGGAGAGAGUUGAAACGGAAUUACAUGAUAUAAAAGUGGGAGAGCUAGGUUUUGACCAUCCAUUGUGUUCCGGCAUCCUUGAUAUCAGAUCAGAACCUUUUACAAAAAUGCCUACAUCACUUUGCAAUAUAUUCAAAGAACCGUUCCAAAAGUAUAAGUUAAAACAAAAUAAUACAAUUCUCAAUAUGUGCAAGGAAUUUGUUAAGGAUGAAGAGGGGAAAAUCGGCUCUAAAGGAUACGAUAUCGUGAGGAAUGUCGAGUUUGGAAAAUGGGUAGAUCAACCCGAAAAACUUGAACAAAUGACGAGAGAGAUACUGGAAGCGAUGGGUAGAAUUUGGAGAUCUCCGAAAUAUAAAUCAUUCACAAAAAACAAGAAACCACAGGUAAACGAGGGGUCUUAUGUAUGUGAAGUAAUUGCUCCGCUGAUAAAUAUUGUGAUGAAUGAUUUACCGGGGGAUCCGUCAGCACGGGGUAUAUGGGGUGAACAAGGAAGUUUAGCUAGUGCGACUAGGAAAGGUUCGCGAAAAAUUGCACGAAGACCAGACUAUAUGUUACUAACCCAUUUAGGAAAAAAGGCAGAACUUGAAAUAUUUUACUUAGAAACUGGUCGGCCAGAUUCAACUCUAAUUAAGCGGGCACAAGAUCAUAAAAAGUUGGCUCGAUUUUCUAAAGAUUCUGUUGAUACUACAAGGAAUGUUUCCACUCUUCAAAGAAUAUUCAACAAAUCAAUUACGAGACAACAACUGGCGAUCUUUACGGUUAAUGUUGCGGGAGACGUGCUGGAAAUCUACGCUAUGCGUAAGGAAACGGGUAUCUUCAAGUAUUGUAUACUAGAUCAAGCUCCGAUUCCUUUGCAUAUAGCAACUCCUAACGAUGUCUACAGACUUAUUCAUACACUGCUAACUUUAAGGACUGCAGUUGCGUGCACGUUAUAUAAGAUCCUUCAUAAGUCUGAAGAAGGAGAUAGCGAUUUUAGUGCUGAAGAAAGUCCAAUAACUGUAACGACACCUAAAGAUGAAUAA